Messenger RNA from Oldenlandia corymbosa var. corymbosa, 393 nucleotides. The record is from the annotation of a GenBank genome assembly. NCBI's taxonomy places the organism in Eukaryota, Viridiplantae, Streptophyta, Magnoliopsida, Gentianales, Rubiaceae.
AUGAGAAAGAAGGGCAUGCAGAAGGGCUCUCCUUGUAAUGCUCUCCCGCAAAACUGCCCCUCCUCACCAUUGUUCAUGUUUACUCGUUGUCGCAUGUCGAGGUAUAAACUUUAUAAUCCGAUCAACAACGAGUUCUUCUACGCGGAUGCGCCUAAUUUGGGUGACACGACAGUGCGGUGCUCCAAUUUCGAUAAGGCGGGCAAUGUAGGUGUUUUUGAUGGGAAACUCUCUAACGCUUCCUUUGCGCUGAGUGAUGAUGAUACCACUAAAGGGGGAACUUUUCUAGCACAAAUUCGUACGAUCUGGAAGAGCUUCAAGACUUUGGAGCUUGGAUUAAUCCAAACCUUGAUUUGGUACCAGAAUCUCAACUUCAAUGGUGAUGGACAAAUUUAA